CCCGGGAGUGACGCGCGGCUCCCGGCACCUGCCAGCAUGGAGGCGGCGGGGGAAGGUGGCGGCGCGGCCCCGGCCCCGGCUCUGGCCGAGCUGCUGGCGGACGAAUGUUAUUCUGAUUUCUUCAGAGAAGACUUUGAUGUGAAAGCUUACACUUCCCAGUCUAUCCAUCAGGCUGUGAUAGCCGAGCAACUAGCAAAACUUGCCCAGGGUAUUAGUCAGUUGGAUAAAGAGCUUCAUUUACAAGUUGUUGCAAGACAUGAAGACCUAUUGGCCCAAGCAACUGGAAUUGAAUCCCUGGAAGGUGUCCUCCAAAUGAUGCAGACUAGAAUUGGUGCUCUUCAAAGUACUGUCGAUAGAAUUAGAGUCAAAAUUGUUGACCCCUACAACAAAAUAGUGUCUCGCACUGCUCAGCUAGCAAAACUUCAAGCUGCCUGUGACUUGCUGCGCAGGAUAAUACGCAUUUUGUAUCUUACUAAGAGACUUCAAGGACAACUGCAAGGAGGAAGCAGAGAGAUAACAAAAGCUGCCCAGAGUCUCAAUGAACUUGAUUACCUUUCUCAAGGGAUAGAUCUCUCUGGAAUAGAAGUAAUUGAAAAUGACCUGCUUUUUAUUGCAAGAGCUCGGCUUGAGGUGGAAAAUCAAGCUAAAAGGUUGCUUGAGCAAGGUGUGGAAACUCAGAAUCCUACUCAAGUGGGAACUGCUCUUCAGGUUUUCUAUAACCUUGGGACUUUGAAGGAUACCAUUGCUACUGUGGUGGAUGGAUACUGUGUAGUCCUAGAGGAGAACAUAAAAAAUGCUUUGGAUAUCAAAGUAUUGACUCAAACUGUUACAAGGGGUGGCCCUGGUAGAGCUGCAAUGCCAACACCUGGGAACACAGCAGCUUUUCGAGCAGCCCUCUGGACGAACAUGGAGAAGCUCAUGGAUCAGAUCUGUGCUGCUUGCGGACAGGUUCAGCAUUUGCAGAAAGUAUUAACAAAGAAAAGAGAUCCAGUGUCUCAUGUUUGCUUCAUAGAGGAAAUAGUUAAGGAUGGCCAGUCUGAUAUUUUGUACAAAUUUUGGACUGCAGUAACUCAGACACUUUCCUCUCAGUUUCAGACAGCAACAGACUCCUCUAUGUUUUUGAAACAAGCUUUUGAAGGAGAAUACCCUAAAUUACUGAGGCUUUAUAAUGACUUAUGGAAGCGCCUGCAACAGUAUAGUCAAAAUAUUCAGAGGAGUUUGAAUACAAGUGGAACUACUGAUUUCUUUGCUGACCUACAACAUAUGGAAGAAGAUACACAAGAUUUAUUCAUGCAAAAAACUGAAGAUUAUGAUCCAGAAAAGGCCUUGAAAGAUUCACUGCAACAAUAUGAAGCUGCCUAUUUGUCAAAAUCUUUAUCUCGACUCUUUGAUCCCAUCAACCUUGUCUUCCCUCCUGGAGGUCGGAAUCCUCCUUCUUCUGAUGAGCUUGACAGCAUCAUUAAAACUAUAUCCAGUGAGCUAAAUGUGGCUGCUGUUGAUCCAGACCUGAGUUUAGCUGUUGCGAAAAACGUGGCAAAGACCAUUCAGCUCUACUGUGUAAAGUCUGAGCAGCUGCUGUCUACUCAAGGAGAUGCCAGCCAGGUGAUUGGACCACUCACAGAGGGGCAGAGGAGGAAUGUGGCUGUAGUUAAUUCACUGUACAGACUGCACCAGUCAGUCCAGAAGGUUAUUACCAAUCAGAGCUCAUUUCCAGCAGCUGCUGAGCAAACAGUUGCAACAGCCUUAAAGGCAGUCCAUGAUCUAAUGGGCAGUGCUGUUCAGCUCUUACUGAGCUCUGUAGGGGAUUCAAUAGAAGCUAUCAUCAUCACUAUGCACCAGGAAGAUUUUUCUGGAUCAUUAUCCAGCUCAGGAAAACCAGAUGUCCCUUGUUCUCUGUACAUGAAAGAACUUCAGGGUUUUAUAGUAAGAGUUAUGAACGACUACUUCAGGCAUUUUGAAUGUUUUGACUUUGUCUUUGAUAACACUGAAGCCAUGUCUCAAAGAGCAAUUGAGCUCUUUAUUCGCAACGCUAGUCUAAUAAGGCCCCUUGGUGAAGGUGGGAAGAUGCGGCUUGCGGCUGAUUUUGCACAGAUGGAGUUAGCAGUAGCACCGCUGUGUCGGCGAGUUGCUGACCUAGGGAUGCCUUACAGACAGCUGAGGUCAUUCAGACCACUGCUGUUCCAGACCAGUGAGCAUAUUGCCAGUAGCCCAGCUCUGGGAAAAGUCAUUCCAUUCAGCACUAUUCUUCAAUUCUUAUUUACAAGAGCACCAGCAGAGUUAAAAUCACCCUUCCAGAGGGCUGAGUGGUCUAUUGCCCGCUACUCCCAGUGGCUGGAUGAUCAUCCAUCUGAAAAAGACAGGCUUGCUCUGAUACGCGGUGCACUGGAAGCUUAUGUUCAAUCAGUAAGAACAAGAGAGGGAAAGGAAUUUGCCCCUGUGUAUCCCAUAAUGGUUCAGCUGCUGCAGAAAGCGAUGUCAUCUCUUCAGUGAACAUUACCUGGCUGAUGAUCUCAAAAUAAGGUGGGGAUUAAAACUUGAGUGCAACAGACCUGCUUCUGGUUUAUGUAAAUUACUCCCAAAUACAUCAGCUUUAGAGUGAGACCUGUUUGCCUACAAUUCACCUGUGAACAUUCUGUCCUCAUGCUUUAUGUCUGCGUUAUAGGAACUUCUUUCUACGCAACUAUUAGGAGGAAAUUGUACAGUUUCUAUGUGCUUACUAUAAGCCUACUUCUAACAAAAAUGAGUUUGUCUUUAGCAUUUGAGUUUAGAAAGGUAUAAAAUUAGAGCAUAACCAUUGCAGUACAAUUGCUGAAUAUCUCAAAUAAGAAAUAGCUCUUUUCCUACAAGUACCGUUUUGAACAGCUGGAUACUUGUUAGCCUUAUUCAGAAAAUGGUACUUUUGAAGUGCCAGAAUUACCAGCUUCCGUCUCACACAAUGCAAAGUAUUUCUAAGUAACAUAAAUGAUUCUCUAUUGCAUUGCUCUUUGCUUUAAUUUAUAUUGAUUUCAACUUUUUGCUUAAACUGCAAUAAAGAACAAUGACUAAA
Pogoniulus pusillus (Red-fronted tinkerbird) is the source of this 3046-nucleotide messenger RNA. It is a transcript of the gene COG5, whose product is annotated as component of oligomeric golgi complex 5. The transcript has 22 exons. Gene Ontology annotation, biological process: intra-Golgi vesicle-mediated transport. The coding region runs from base 37 to 2490 and encodes 817 amino acids. Lineage: Eukaryota; Metazoa; Chordata; Aves; Piciformes; Lybiidae. The record is from RefSeq and is a predicted model, not a curated record. Gene Ontology annotation, cellular component: COG complex.